GCGGUCAGUUACCGGUCCGGUUUGUUUACAUCUGUGUGGAAGCUUGUAGCGUUUUACCCUGAGAGAACGCCACCGCUAGCUUAUGAAAAUUAAUAGCUUACAUUAUUAAUCUGUAAACGUUUCAUACGCGGACCGUGUUGUUGUUGUUGUUGUACGACAUGUCCAAACAGCAGACAGUCGAUGAAUGUUUGUCUAGCCUUGAGGUCACAUUUGAAUAUUGGUUUUCCUGAUUCUUCGAAUUUCAUUUUUAGUUCCGUAAAUGUUUGCGUUACAUUAAUAUUCACGAAAGCCACGCGCCUCCUGUGUUCAUGUAAGUGUAGGAACAAUGGGGUGAAGGAAAACACGCUGCUCUGACUGGUUCACCGGCUUCCUCUCGCUUAUUCAUCUACUCGGCUCUUCCUCCUGGUCACUCACUGUCAGCUGAUUUUUUUUUUUUUUACGAGGAAAUGGGGUCAAAGAUGGAUUAAAUUAACUUUUAGCUCUACCUCUUGCUGAGACGGCACAUUUAGGAAACGAGCUGAGGAUAAGUAAGGUUUCUGUUCGAGAAGGGAACCGAAACUGGCUUUUAGUUUGUGUGGUUUGUCUCAGCUGUGAUCGGUUUAGCUGCUGGGACUGGACUGAUAGUUGAGAGUGUUUGAACUACCAGCGGUCAUCAUGUCGGACAGAGAGAGGUCCCUGCGACCCUUCAGGAAGCUCAGCUACGCCUCGGGCCACUUCCUGAAUGACCUGUGUGCUUCCAUGUGGUUCACCUACCUGCUGGUGUUCUACCACUCUGUGCUGGGCUUCAACAACACUAAUGCAGGUGUGUUGUUGCUGGUUGGGCAGAUAGCCGAUGCUCUUUGUACACCUCUUAUUGGGUAUGAGUCGGAUCAAACUUCUGGAUGUGGAAACUAUGGCAAGAGGAAAACCUGGCAUUUAGUGGGUACACUAAGCGUGGUGCUGUCAUUUGCCUUCAUAUUUAACCAGUGCCUGGGCUGCAAUGUCCACACUCCUCAGUGGGCCAGUUUGACCUACUUUGCCCCGUUUAUCAUCAUCUUUCAGUUUGGCUGGGCUGCCACACAAAUCUCCCACUUGUCUCUUAUUCCAGAGCUAGUCACCUGUGAGCAUGCUAAAGUGGAGCUGACUGCAUACAGGUAUGCAUUCACAGUCAUAGCCAACAUUGUAGUGUAUGGACUGGCCUAUCUGCUGUUUGGCGUUCAGGCUGGAAAGGACAACGACCCUCUGAGUGAUACACUCGGCCCAGCAGAUAUUCCAGUCUUCAGGAAUCUGGCAUUAAUUGUGCUGGGGAUUGGUGCUCUUUUUGCCAUCUUCUUCCACUUGGGAACCACAGAGGGGCAAAACCCCGGAGAGGAGGCUGAUGGGGAACAGAGACCCUUGUUACCUUCCUCUACCCCUACUUCAUCCUUUCUGCAGUGGAAAUGUUGGCUCAAGCAGCCUUCUUUUUACCAGGUGGCCUUACUCUACAUGUCCACCAGAUUAAUAGUGAAUCUCUCUCAGACAUACAUUGCUAUGUAUCUCAUCAACACUCUGGGGCUGCCUAAGAAUUACAUUGCAACAAUUCCACUCGUCAUGUACAUCAGCGGAUUUCUGUCUUCUUUCAUUAUGAAGCCUGUCAGUAAACGCAUUGGAAAGUGUCUCACCUACUUUGUGGGCCUGGUGCUGAUCAUGGCCUUCUCAUACUGGGUGCUGCUGGACAACAAGAUGGGUCAGCAGGUGUAUGGGGCAGCAGUGCUGCUGGGGGUCGGCUCCGCCACUAUACUGGUCAUAUCGCUCGCCAUGACUGCGGAGCUCAUCGCAGAUCAGACG
Austrofundulus limnaeus is the source of this 1806-nucleotide messenger RNA. RefSeq names its product major facilitator superfamily domain-containing protein 12. NCBI's taxonomy places the organism in Eukaryota, Metazoa, Chordata, Actinopteri, Cyprinodontiformes, Rivulidae. Gene Ontology annotation, cellular component: plasma membrane. Gene Ontology annotation, molecular function: symporter activity. Gene Ontology annotation, biological process: pigment metabolic process involved in pigmentation; regulation of melanin biosynthetic process; carbohydrate transport. The record is from RefSeq and is a predicted model, not a curated record.